AUCCCUCUCGAACCUUCUAGGGUUUUAUUAUCCCCUACAAGCAAUUAUCACUCAACACUAUCCUCAUUCCACACUCUCCAUUCCUCGGUUUCUCCACUGCAUUCUUCCUAAUACUCAGGGAAUGGCAUCAAUUCAGCUCACUGCUUCAACCAUCUCCGCCAAGGGAUUUGCUUCCUUUGAUGGGCUCAGGUCCACUAACACCGUAAAGGUUGCGUCUUUCGCUCCUCAUAGGCAGAGCGCAAACAGCCCCUUCCGGGGUCUCGUCGUCAGGGCCGCUACUACUGUUGCCCCUAAGUACACUACACUUAAGCCACUGGCAGAUAGAGUGUUGGUGAAGAUAAAGACUUCUGAAGAGAAGACAGUUGGGGGCAUACUACUUCCAACAACAGCACAAUCAAAACCCCAGGGUGGUGAGGUUGUUGCUGUGGGAGAGGGCCGAACAAUUGGAAAGACUAAGGUGGACGUCAGUCUGAAGACUGGAGCCCAGGUUGUAUACUCAAAAUAUGCUGGGACAGAGGUUGAGUUCGAUGGAACCAAUCAUCUCAUUUUGAAAGAGGAUGACAUUGUUGGUACUCUUGAAACAGAUGAUGUCAAGGACAUGAAACCCCUCAAUGACAGGGUUUUAAUAAAGGUUGCUGAGGCCGAAGAAAAAACUGCAGGAGGGUUGCUGCUUACUGAGGCUACCAAGGAGAAGCCUUCCAUUGGCACGGUUGUAGCUGUUGGACCUGGUCCUCUUGAUGAAGAAGGAAACAGGAAACCUUUACCAGUUAGUUCUGGAAACACCGUACUGUAUUCCAAGUAUGCUGGCAAUGAGUUUAAAGGCAGUGAUGGUUCUGAGUACAUUGCAUUGAGGGCAUCCGAUAUAAUGGCUGUGCUCUCAUAGUCGCCUUGCUGCAGAAUAUUUCUAUUUUUCCAAAAAAAAAAAUUGUAGUGUAUUUCGGCUCAGAAAACUGGAAAAUCGUGUUUGAGAAUAUUCCUUAGCAAAGUCUUAGUGAUACACUUGUGUCAACUGUAAUAGAAUUUCCUCUCUUCUUUUUGUUACAUGGAAACUAAGCAAUGGCAUAAGUGAAUCAUCACAC
Messenger RNA from Ipomoea nil (Japanese morning glory), 1079 nucleotides. Its product is annotated as 20 kDa chaperonin, chloroplastic. The record is from RefSeq and is a predicted model, not a curated record. The coding region runs from base 122 to 883 and encodes 253 amino acids. NCBI's taxonomy places the organism in Eukaryota, Viridiplantae, Streptophyta, Magnoliopsida, Solanales, Convolvulaceae. Gene Ontology annotation, biological process: positive regulation of superoxide dismutase activity. Gene Ontology annotation, molecular function: transition metal ion binding; ATP binding; protein folding chaperone. The transcript is spliced from 6 exons. Gene Ontology annotation, cellular component: mitochondrial matrix; chloroplast.